AUGGAGAUUACUAUCCCUUCUGGGUUGACUCAAUUUCCGGUGUUGUUCCUCCUUCUCACUUUUCUAUCUCAUCCCAUCUCCGCCGUAGCCUCCACCGAAGAGCUACUCAAAGGAUUCACCGCCACCCCAGAUUCAUCCAUAUCAUCAUUCCAACCUCUACUCAGUGACUCACUUGGUAACUACUCGUUCGGUUUCCUCCGAGUUGAUCGAACUCAACUCGCUCUUGCUAUAAUCCAUGUUCCAUCCCAGGAGCAGCUUUGGAUCGCCGGAAAAAGUCCUCUGGCGCCGUGGUCCUCCCAGACUCGUCUCUCAUUUAAUGGCAGUCUUGUAAUAUCAGACUCGCAAACAGUGGUAUUAUGGUCAAGUUACACCGAUGGCUACCGUGUUCGCCUAUCCAACACCUCCAAUUUAUUAAUAGACGCGGUGGGAGACAAUUCUUUAAUCCUAUGGCAGAGUUUUGACUCUCCCUAUAAUACCCUCAUGGAGAAUCAAAUUUUCACUAGUGCCAUGACACUGGUUUCUUCAAACGGGCUGUAUUCCAUGAAGCUUGGAUCCGAUUUCAUCGGGUUUUACGCUAAUUACGUUGAUAAUUCGGAUCCGGGUCAUCUUUACUACCAGCAUAACCCAAUGGAAGCUAAAGCUCGCGUCUUGAAAGACCAUGGACCCAUUCAGGCAAUGCUUAGCCCGGACGGGUUUCUGGGUAUGUACCAAAACGGUUCAACUCCGGUCGACGUGCAGCCGUUCAGCACCUUCCAACAAACGGGAACCGGUUCACGGCGACUUCGGCUCGAACCCGACGGAAACCUGAUCGGAUAUUACUGGACAAGAUCAUCAUGGGUUAUAGAUUUCAAACAAAUCUCCGAUCUGUGUGAUCUCCCAAGCUCAUGUGGACCCUACGGUUUAUGUCAGCCAGGUAAAGGUUGCUCUUGCGUCGACAACCGGACGGCGUACUCCUCCGGCGGGUGUGGUACCUCCGGCGGCGACUUUUGCGGGAAGAAGUAUGGUGUUUUGAGAAGAACUGGGGUGGAGCUAUCAAACAAGGAGAUAAUGGCGUACACGAUGAUGAGUUCUUUAGAGAAAUGUGAACUCACGUGCGAAGAGAAGUGCACGUGCUGGGGUGCGGUGUACAGUAACACAUCUGGGUUCUGUUACACCAUAGAUUACCCCAUACAAACAGUGGUUGAGGUUCUGGAUGUGACCAAGGCGGGUUAUUUUAAGGUGCGGGUGGGUGCAGGAAAAGAUAAUAAGGUGGUGGGGUUAUGGGUUGGGUUAGGGGUGUUGUGUGGGUUAGUUUUGUUACUUGGAGGGGUGUUUUGGUACAAAAGGGAAAGUAGAGGGGUGAAAGGGUAUGUAGAGGAGGAAGGGGUGAAUGGUGGGGUGGGACCGUAUAAAAAUUUGGGGUCAGAUAGUUUUAAGUCUAUCGAGUUAAGUGAGAGGUGA
Lactuca virosa is the source of this 1440-nucleotide messenger RNA. NCBI's taxonomy places the organism in Eukaryota, Viridiplantae, Streptophyta, Magnoliopsida, Asterales, Asteraceae. The record is from the annotation of a GenBank genome assembly.